AUGGCGCCCGCAAAGCAGAAAGCCCAGAAGAUGUCCCUCGGGAACUUCUUGGCUGACGAGAACUUCGGCUCCUGGGCUGAUGAGAUGGAGGACAUGCCUAUGCCUGCCCCCUCUCAGAUGAGCUUUGGAGGCGAGCGCCGCUCCGCUGCUCCCUCUUCUGGCUUCGGCGGUGGUAGCAGCUACGAGCGUGGUGGCUACGCCGUGAGAGAACCUCUGCCUCUUCCCACCGAGCCCCCCUACACUGCCCACGUUGGCAACCUGUCCUUCGAGGCGACCGACGCCGAUAUCUCCGAACUCUUUGUCGACUGCAGCGUGACCAACGUCCGGGUUGUGGAGGACAAGUUGACCAAGGCCCCCAAGGGUUUCGGAUACGUGGAAUUCGAGACGGUCGAUGGCCUGAAGAAGGCGCUUGAUCUCUCUGGCGCGACCCUUCAGGGAAGAUCCAUCCGCGUCAGCAUCGCCGAACCCCCCAAGGAACGUGAUGUCAAGGAAUUUGACUGGACCCGCCGUGGCCCCCUCCCGGAUGCUCCUCAGCGCCGCGUUCCCGACCGCUCCUCUUUCGGACGCAACCUCGACAACAUGUCCGAUGCCGGCAGCGAGCGUGGCGGUAGCCGUCGCAACUUCGAGAGCGAUGGAAAGUUCCGUGAUUUCGGCAACUGGGAACGCAAGGGUCCUCUGUCCCCGCCCCCCGCCCCCGUGAGAGAAGGUGGUCGCCCCCGCAGCAACGAAGCGCCUGGUUUCCGACGCAGCUCGCCCGGCUGGGGUGAGGGACAGGGACGUGAGGGACGCGAGGGACGCGAUGGACGCUCCCAGGACGGCUCCCGCCCCCCCCGCCGCGAAUUCCAAGAACGUGCCCCCACCGCCGCCGAGCUUGACAACGCCUGGAGAUCGAAGAUGCGUCCCGACCAGGCUCCCAAGGAGCCCAGCAACCCUACGUCGCCCACCGCCGCCGCUGCCGCUCCCGCCACCCGUCCCCGGUUGAACCUGCAAAAGCGCACCGUCGCCGAGGGCGUUGCUAGCCCGACCGGCGCUGGCGAGUCCAAGGCCAGCAUCUUCGGUGGUGCCAAGCCCAUUGAUACUGCCGCUCGUGAGAAGGAAGUUGAGGAACGCCGUCAGAUUGCGAUUCGCGAGAAGAAGGAGGCGGAUGAGAAGGCUCGUGCCGAGAAGGCCGAGAAGGCCGAGAAGCAGCGCACCAAGGACCAGGCCAAGACCGAGAAGUCCGCCACGCCGGCGGAUGCCAACGGCAAGGACACCCCCGAAACCGCUCAGGGCGCCAAGAACUUCGAGAUCCUCCGGCGGGCCGACGAGGACGAGAGCGCUGCUGCUGGCGAGGAGAAGACGGAGGAGGCUCCUGCCGCUGCGAAGGCCGAGGCCCCCGCCGAGGCUGCGCCCAGCAAGGCCAACGGCAACUGGCGGAGCGCGCCCAGCGAGGCUGCCCCGGCCGGCGGCGACGACGAGGGCUGGAGCACGGUGAGCUCGAAACCGCGCAACAGCCGCCGUGGCGGCCGCUCGUUCGCAUAG
Molecule: messenger RNA, 1521 nt
Organism: Aspergillus heteromorphus CBS 117.55
Lineage: Eukaryota; Fungi; Ascomycota; Eurotiomycetes; Eurotiales; Aspergillaceae
Product: translation initiation factor 4B
Exons: 6
Coding region: 1-1521 (506 amino acids)
Molecular function (GO): RNA binding
Source: RefSeq, a predicted model, not a curated record